Molecule: messenger RNA, 4132 nt
Organism: Python bivittatus (Burmese python)
Lineage: Eukaryota; Metazoa; Chordata; Lepidosauria; Squamata; Pythonidae
Source: RefSeq, a predicted model, not a curated record
AUGGUGGCGGCGGAUUGGAAGCAUAAAUCUGAACGUUACGGCCACCCAUCCUGUCGAGGGGCUUCCGUUGCGCGCACAGUGCUGGUGGGAGAGGGCCGCACCGAGCCCAGUCUGCGGGUUCCUCGCUGGGACGGAAAACAGCGGUGACGAAAUCUCCCCUCAGACAACCUGUUCAGCUUGUGGGCUGUAUUUGAGACUAAAGAAAUGGCAACUUCAUGAAAAUCUGUGAAGAUGGACAGACAGAACAGGGGUGUUGCUGAUCCUCAGCUACAGGAAGAUCCAGAAGGCAGCAAAAUAGAAGGAGAUAACUCAGGAGCACAGUUGGAUGUGUUGGCCAAAGCACACGAGUUCUUUCAGAUCUGUGAUGUAGAAGGGAAAGGGUUUAUCGCUCGUCAUGACAUGCAGAGGCUCCAUGGUGAGUUACCUCUUGUCCCAGAAGAGCUGGAGAAAGUAUUUAACACUCUGGAUACAGAUGGCAAUGGUUCUCUUACUCUAGAAGAAUUCAUCACGGGAUUCAGCCAGUUUUUGUCUGGGAGGAAGGAAUCUGUUGCUGAGGUCUGUGGAUGUGAAACUGGAAAUAACUUUCAUCCUAAACCAAAAGAAAGCAUUAUGGAAGGAAAUGAGGAAGAAGAUCAGUUUUCACAUCUCAUGGAGCGGCUUGGAGCUAAUAACAUCUUGAAGGAUGAAAAUGAUAUAAAGAAACUCUGGCUGCAUUUGAGGAAACAGGAGCCUCACCUACUUUGCAAUUUUGAAGAAUUCUUGACAAAAAUCUUUUCUCAGCUCCAAGAAGCUGAUGAUGAAAAGAACACCUUGGAGUAUGCCCUGAUGAACAAAAUUUCUGCCUAUGAUGAUGAAAUCCAGCAACUGUAUGAAGAAAUGGAACAGCAAAUCAAAAAUGAGAAAGAAAAGGUCCUGUUGGAGGACACCGAGAGGUUUCAGUCCCGACAUCAGGAUCUGGAGCAUAAACUUGCAGAAAAGGAGAAGGAAUUGGAACAACUGGCUCAGAAACAGAAAAGACUGGAAGGACAAUGUAAAGAGCUACAUAAUGAUAAGCAGGAUACUACAACAGAAAAUACCAGAUUGAAGGUUACUAACCAAGAGCUUCAGAAUGAGCUGGAGAGAACAUCAGAGGAGUUAAUUGUUGCCCAACAGCAGUUGCAGAUACUUCAAGAUGAAGCUAAAAAACUGCAGGAAGAAAAGGAAAUUGAGGUUUACCGAGUGACAGAAAUAUUACAGAGGGAGAAAUCAGGACUUCUUAAACAAUUGGAUUUUUUGAGAGAAAGGAACAAAUAUCUGAGAGAUGAACGUGAUAUAUGUCUCCAACAGAAAUGUAGGAAUGUUGCACCUGUCAGUUGGAAGCAAAGGUCAGGCUCAAUUAUUGGCAAAUAUAUUGAGAGAAGAAGUUCCCUGAAGAGUGAGUCUUCAGAAGAUGACACAUUUAGCACAUCCCAAAGAAGAAAUUCCGUUAGUUUGAGUGUGGAUCUUUCAUUAGAUUCUGAGCCCCAUGUGGCUGGGGGGCUGAUUCAGAGAAAGCAUUUCAGAAGGAUAAUAUCCAUUGAAGAAGAUCAUCUGCCACAGCUUCUCAAUAGGACAGAGAGGCAACUAAUCAGGUGGAUAGAAGAAGAUGAAGAUGUCUCCCCAGGAUCAUCAGAAAUGAACGGCGCCCAACAGCACUCACAGCCUGAACAUCCUAGGGAAGAGCCAGUAGGAAAAGAAACACUGACAAAUGAUGAAGCAUUGCGCAUGGCUCCAGAUCGUAUAUUCAAGAUAGUUCUGGUGGGAAAUUCAAAUGUGGGAAAGACUUCCUUUUUAAAGCAGUUAUGUGAAGACCGUUUUUCUCCAGGCACAGCUGCUACUGUGGGUGUGGAUUACUGCAUGAAAACCAUGACCCUGGAUGGCAGCCAGGUGGUGCUGCAACUCUGGGACACUGCCGGGCAAGAAAGGUACCGCAGCAUCACUAAGCAGUUCUUCCGAAAAGCCGACGGUGUUGUUGUGAUGUAUGAUGUAACAGCACGAGACACCUUUGUGGCUGUAAAGCAAUGGCUGGGGAGCAUAGAGGAGGCAACUGGGGAGAACAUUCCCGUCCUUUUGCUUGGCAAUAAAAUUGAUAAGGAAAAAGAGCGAGAAGUUCCUAAUGGAUUGGGAGAACAUCUAGCCAAGGAUUACAGUUUAAUUUUUUAUGAGUGCAGUGCCUUGACGGGUGAGAAUACCAAAGCAUCUAUACUGCACCUGGCCAGGAUUUUAAAAGAGCAGGAAGACAGCGUGAAGGAAAGAACUGUUCAGCUGCACCAGUUGCCUAAGAAAGCAACGUGUUGUUCCUGGCAAUAAAGGACACACAGGACCCCCUUUAAUAAACAAACACAAUCACUUCCAUUUUUCCUAUACUACAGUAUCCUGGCUUAUGUUGUCAGGCAUUCUGUUUAUGGCUUGUACAGGACUGUAAAUCAUUUUUGCUUGUAGUGCUAUUGCAAUGAUUUUUAAAAAUUCUUGGAUGCAAAUAAGGAAGACGAUUGCUAACCGAUUGUCCUAAGAGCACUGCCUCAGGCUGGAGGAAGAACCAGGAGUGUGUGGCUGUCACAGAAACCUGCAACCUGCCUUCCCUUCCCAUCAACAAGGUUUCAUACGUGUGCAAAGUAACACACGUGUGCAAUGUCACCUGCCGCCAUACUCUGUCAUUAGCUGCUCCUUGGAAAGGCAGAGGAGGCUGAGCCAGAAACGAACAAUCUGCUUUGCCGUCUUAAGUGUCUACGGAGAAAGGGGAUAUGUGAGAAAACCACCUCGUCCAGAUUUCACUGGACCCUGACCUGUUUAGACUGCACCUGGAGGAUUGUGUCCAGCUCUGACCUCAGCUCUUUAAACGAGCCCUGGAAAGACUGGAGCAGGUCCAGAAGUGACCUGCUGGGAUUAUAAGAGCCGGAGUCCAAGCUGUAAAAUGAAGAAUUGCCCGUGUUUGGCUUGCAAAAGGGAAAAUAACAUGAGAUUGAUAGAGGUCCACAAAGGUGAUAUAGAUACAGGUUGCUGUGUGUAAGAGAGGCAGAUCUAUUCCCAACCGAAAUGGAGAGCAGGGCAAGAAGGACUGGCUGAAAGAUUUGGGAGGCGUCGUGGGAGCUGAGGCACAGGGGAACCACCUGCCUAGGGGAGUGGAGGACUCAGCUUGCUGGAUGGGUAGCUGGCCGCCGGUCAGAUGAUUUCGUGGAUUCUUGCCCUGAGCAGGAAGAGUGACUAAAUGUCCAGUGGAUCCCUCAAUCAAACCCAUUCAUUCCAUGACCAGAGCAAUCAAGGGUUUUUCAUUGGGUUUGGGUCUGGACCCAGACUGAAAUGGGUAUCUUCCCUAAGUGGAUGCAUGGGUAAAUAAAGAAUAGUUGACCAUUACUUGUGGAUCAAGGCAGGUUUCUUCUGAAGGGGUUGUAUGACUCUUUAAGGAAGUUAGACAUCAUCGCCUCAUGUAAGAACAUGUUCUUAGUCUGGACUGACUAGUUUCAACAGCCAGGAAGACAGGAAUCAGGGCGAUGGUUGUCCGUAUUGUGAGGCUACAGUGACUGAAAGUGAUCCUCCAAAAUGCUAGGAAGAUGCUAGGAAUCUGUGCAAACUCUUAACAUCCAAGUCAGCAGGGAGGGAGAUGAAUAAAUUUAAUCUGAAAGUGCAAGCCAGACUACCCCAAGUAGCAGGACAGAUGUUAACUCCAGGUGUCAAUAGAAGCGAAUAUGUGUAGCUCAGGGUUGAACUGUGGAGGCCUUGGGGUUCUCUGAGCUGGGCUAGCACUGAAGAUGUUACCUAGCGGAGUAACAAAACGUUUGCAAGAAAACCACCCAGCUCAGAGAACCCCAAGGACUCCACAACGCUGGGUGUAGCUGAAAUAAACCCCCUGGAAAGUGACUUGUGGAUGUACAGAGUAAGGCCUCGACUGCCCACAUUUCAUGGCAUCCGGAUAAUUACUGUAGAGUUCAGGAAGGCAGUGAGGAUGCUGUUUGGGCUUUGGGGGCUUGAGAGGAUGGUUAGGUGAUGCUGAUUGCUGCAACUGAUUGUUCUUGUAACAUUUUUUAUAUUUAUGAUUUUAUAUGAGCUGCCUGGAAUUGUUCAAACCAGGCGGGACAUAAAUUAUGUAAGUAAGUAAAUAAAUAAAUAAAUGCUC